AUGCGAAUCCUUAGUUGGAAUGUGAAUGGUAUACAAAACCCAUUUAACUAUCAUCCGUGGAACAAAAAAAAUUCCUACAAAGAAGUUUUUGAAGAGUUUAAAGCGGAUAUUAUAUGCUUUCAGGAAUUAAAGAUGCAAAAGGAUAAUUUCCCCCAAGAAUUUGCUCUUAUUGAGGGAUAUGAAGGUUAUUUCACAUUUCCUACUACAAGAAAAGGUUACAGUGGAGUCGGUAUUUAUGUAAAAAAAAGUCUAUGCACACCCGUAAAGGCAGAAGAAGGAAUCACUGGAAUUUUACCAGUUCGGAAUCAACGAUAUUCUUAUAUUGAAGCUCCUCCGCAUGAACAGAUUGGAUAUUACCCCAAAGAUGUAGACCGAAAAACUGCAAAAUGGGUUGAUGAUGAAGGAAGAUGUAUUCUACUAGAUUUGGGUAUUUUCAUUCUAAUUGGCGUUUAUUGCCCUGUCAAUUCUGGGGAUCAUAGGUGGGAAUAUCGGACAGCCUUCUACAAAUGCUUAAAGGAUAGAAUAUCAGCUUUUAUAAAGGAAGGAAAACGGAAGGUUGUCUUAGUUGGGGAUGUGAAUAUUCUUUGCGAUUCUAUCGACACGGCAGACCAAAAAGAUAUCUUAAAAGAGUCAUUCAUUCCAAGCGUACAUGAUUCAAGAAAAUGGCUUAGGGAGUUAUUAAAGCCGCACAGAUCUGGGCUUUUGCUCGAUAUUGGACGGGUACGGCAUCCUACAAGAAAGGGCAUGUUCACUUGCUGGAACACCAGGCUUAAUAUGAGGCCCACAAACUAUGGUACGAGAAUUGACUAUACGCUAGCAACUCCAGACCUUUUACCGUGGGUGCAAGACGCAGAUAUUAUGGCAAAUGUCAUGGGAUCUGAUCAUUGCCCUGUUUACAUGGAUUUAAGAGAUUCACUAGACAGUACACCAUUAUAUGAUUUACUCACUCAUGCAAAAGAUCCUCCCUCUUUAGCAGCAUGUCAUCACUCAGCAUAUCGACCGUCAAAAAACAUACAUACCAUGUUUCAACAAUUUGAAAAGACCAAGAAGUCAAAAUCAGAAUCAGACAUUACUUUAGAUGAAUCAUCCAAAACACCGUCUUGCUCACCAUCCACUAGCAACAGUACGCCAUUGUCUGUACCUGAAAACGGUCCAGCUGAGAAGCGUCGACGAACAGAGCAGCAGCCAAAAUUAUCAUCUUUUUUUUUGAAGAAGCCUCAGCCAAUGGAACAAAAUGAACUGGAAACUGAAAAACCUCCAUUGAUUGAAGUAGAUGAAACUGGGUCAAAGUUUACAGUAUCUAAUUCUUCUAAUACGGAAACUGUAACGGCAUGGAAGAGCAGAUUCCAAAAAAAAAUGCCGCCAUUAUGUGAUGGACAUAAAGAACCCUGUAAGUUAUUAAGCGUGAAAAAGCCGGGCAUAAAUUAUGGUCGAAAUUUUUGGAUGUGUGCUCGACCGAUUGGAGAAGUUGUUGAAAAUUCUAACGCGGUUUCUAAUGAUGAUACACAGCCGUUUCAAUGUAGAUAUUUCCUUUGGGACUCUGACUGGAAGGGCUAA
Messenger RNA from Schizosaccharomyces osmophilus, 1557 nucleotides. It is a transcript of the gene apn2, whose product is annotated as AP-endonuclease Apn2. Bases 1 to 1557 code for a protein of 518 amino acids. Gene Ontology annotation, molecular function: double-stranded DNA 3'-5' DNA exonuclease activity; zinc ion binding; phosphoric diester hydrolase activity. The transcript is spliced from 2 exons. The record is from RefSeq and is a predicted model, not a curated record. Gene Ontology annotation, cellular component: nucleus. NCBI's taxonomy places the organism in Eukaryota, Fungi, Ascomycota, Schizosaccharomycetes, Schizosaccharomycetales, Schizosaccharomycetaceae. Gene Ontology annotation, biological process: base-excision repair.